CCGGUAUUGAUACCAAUAGUGAGUCCGUCAUUUCUUGCUUAGGUUGGUGAGUUUCUUCCUGAGUGAUAGAUUUUUAAUUUAUUUAAUCAUGGCUCUCGUGGAAACUAAUUCAUUCCAGAAUCGACCAAUGUCGAUGCCGACCAUGUCUUUAUCAAGACUGGUUGAUUUCACCGUGCAACGUACUUACCAUGAGCUUCUUAUACUGACUGACCUACUACCACAAAAAUCUGACAUUGAAAGGAAAAUAGAAAUUAUUAGCUUUGCCAAUCGAACUAGACAACUUUUCAUCCGGUUAUUGGCUCUUGUCAAAUGGGCUGGAAGUGCUUCAAAAGUAGAAAAAUGUUCGACAAUCGUGGCUUUUCUCAACAAGCAAGCUAUGUUUUUCAUAGAAACAGCAGAUUCCUUAGCCAAGAUGGCUCGAGAAAAUUUAGUUCAAGCAAGGCUUCCUGCUCUCCAACUGCCGGCUGCGGUUGAGGUACUCACUCUUGGCUCUUAUACCCGGCUGCCAACAUGCAUAAGAGAUAGAAUAGUUCCUCCUGAUUCCAUUACUCCAGCUGAAAAGAAAGCAACUUUGCAGAGAUUGAACCAAAUUAUCCAACAAAGGCUAGUGAUUUCAAAUUUAAGUCCACAAAUGAAAAAUUUCAAAAUUGACCACGGUAGAGUUAUAUUUCAUGUUAAUCAUGAAUUUGAGAUGGCACUGACUUUAAUGGGAGAUAAUCCAAACUUGCCAUGGAGAGUUUUGUCAAUCGACUUUUUGGUUGAAGAUAAAGAAACUGGAGGUGGUAAAGAUCUCGUACAUCCAAUCCAAGUCCGAUGCAUUUUAGACAUAAUUCAAUCGCGUUUAAAUGAUAACUCUAAAUCUCUAUUAGAUCCUUAUAUUGUAUUACAUACUUUUUGCCUUAGUCUUCAACUUGAAGUUUUGCAUGCUCAGGCAACAAGACUCAGUAGAGAAAGACUUGGAGAGCUAGUCAAGGUAGAAGAAUAUUUCCUUGGUAAAAAGUUAUGUAUCUCAUAUUGGAGAAAUCAAGAUGACAAAAGUGAAAAGUCCGAUAAAAGCGAAUCAAAAUCCCCGUGUAAAAUUAUCAUUGAAAUAGAUAAUCAAGAUCAAUCCAAACUUUUGCAAGUAACACAUUUGCCUGAGUUAGAUGCAGAUACUACUUUAAGCAACGAACCAUUCAAGUUCGAUCAUUUAUCCUUAGAAAAACUUCUUAUUCAUACAACGCAUGAAAGAGCUAGACAAUAUCUAUCAUCUAUUCAAGAACAGAUAAAAAAUAAUCAGAUUGGCAAAUGUUCUCUCUCGGGCUGUCCACCAGUUCUUCAAAUCUCAUUUGUACAUGACUCUUUACCUCAUGAACGGAUAGCAGUGGCUGUUGACACUUUUAGCGGACAAUUACUAGCAGAUAUACCUAUGUUUGAUGAUCCAGAGUUGAAAGAUGAACUACAAACUACAAUAAAGAAAGAUCCUUCCAAUUGGUCUCCACUCUUAGAUAAACUUAAAAUUCUGGUUUAUCGGGAUCGGUUCAAGAGGGCAGCUGAGUAUCUCUCAGUUUCAACUCAUGACAGCUUACUUUGGCACUCAUCUGUAAAUCAUCCGGUUAUCAGUGACACUACUACAGCAAAGCUCUACGUUCAAUUCUGUCGGUAUCCAAAGAACUUUAUGCUAAUCACCUUUAAACCAAAUCUCCGCAAUAGUGAAAAAGAAAUGGAUUUCCGUUACUAUCUGUUAUCAAUCGAACCAGUGCCUAUUGAAUUUUUUGAUGACCAAUCUUCGUCAGAUGAUCAAGAUAUACCGAAACUUAGUGCAAAACUCUUAUCAUUAUUCGAAAUAGAUGUUCCGAGUUCACUUGGAUCUCCUAAAGCAGCCUUUGAAUAUUUCAACCUUGUCAAUGGAGCUGGAAAAAGAAAAUUAAUUUGUGAUGAUUACAAUUUAAAACGUAGCAAAAUAUGCAACUCAUUUACAUCUGAAUUUAUGCAUCUAGUUAAUUUCUGUGAUGAGAAACUUUUCUUCGGUGUCUUAUCUUCUGAGUUAUUGAAAAGACGGAUUUGUCACCAAGUGCGAGAUUGUGACAAAGCUGGUUAUAUGCAUUAUAUUGAUAUCACCCAAUAUCCACCUGACUCAUUUGAGUCUGCUUCUAGAUUACGCUCAAAUUUAAUUAGUUGCACCAUUCGCUUACAAUCCAGAGGUAUCUAUAAAAUUUGGGUGGUCUCGUUAACCUUUUUCAAUAGUCCAGUACUUAAUCAAACUCCUAGAGAUGCAACACAGAAGAAAGUUGUCUGCAUGGUGUAUGAUUUUUCAACCGGUUUUCAUUCUCAACUAGUACAAAUGAUUAAUGAUCUUCAUAAUGAUUGGAUUGCUAUUUCCAAAGUCUAUGAAAUUUUUGCCGAUUUUAUCGAUCAAAUGAAUGCCACCAAUUCUCCCCCGGUUUUCGAGAUUAAGUCCUUCAAUUACAAGAAAUUGACAUUAGGUUAUGGUCCAAAUAAGGGUUACAUUGUUUCAAUAAAUUGGAAGCCUUUUGAAAAGCGUUAUCAUCUAUCAUUUGCCAUCAAUGGCUUAUCAUCUUCAAAUAUUAAUCCUCAUUUAAUUAUCGCUGCACAAUUACAACAUGAGUUUAAUCAACACCGUUCUAUUGCUUGGCUUUUACAAACACUAAACUCGACCUUUUCGCCGUUAUUGACACUACAAAAUCUCACUAGUACACCGCUCCUUGGAGUGGUCAACAGUCGUCCUCACGUGCCUGUUCAAACAUUCUGUAUCGUCCCACAAAAAAGCAAUCAUAUCAGACUUAUUUAUCGAAAUACAUAUUGUCUCGAUAUUAUUCUUAGUGUUGAUGGUUUUGUAUCCAUAAGAGAUGGAGCCUAUAGCCUGUUUGAUAAAGCUAAAGUCCUGGAAGAACUUAGUCCCAUCCAAGGAUUAAAAGCUUUUCUUAAUAAAUUCGUUGAUAAAAAUGCUGCACAAAUGAGACGAUUGUCUCAAACAGAAGACGACAAUCCGCCAUCGCCAAUGACUCAUAUUGAGCAUGUUGAACCAUAUCUAUUUCAAUCGAACCAUAACCAAACUGCCUCUCCAAUGACGAUUAAUUCAGCUCAAGAUUCAAUGAUGAUGAAUGCCGGUGGUCCAGGAGCUCGUGGUAUGCGUCAAGUCAUGACUCCAGGAUCAUUAUCACAUCCAAAUACUCCCGCAUCACCUCACACUUCCGUACUAAAUCAAAAUGCCUAUGCAUCCUCUCCGAAUCCAUCAUUUGCGUUAGCGUCACCUCCAUCUCAUGGUUAUCAAACUAGCCAAAGUGGUCAAAUAGCUCCGUCUCCAUCUAUUCCAGUUUCUCAUCCUGAACAGUCUCCAGGAAAUAUUUUUGGUGUCAAUUCUCCUAUGAACCCUCUUCAUGCACCUUCACCCUCAUUUUUGCCUAUAGCAAGUCCAUCUGCUGCUACAAACAUACAUUCACCGGCAUCCAAUUUCAUGAGUACAUCUCAUGAUCAUUCUGUCAACUCACCAUUCCCUGGUCCAGGAGGAUCAAAUAUCUCAAUGCAAUCUCCUGCCUCUGUGCCUUGGCCAAAUAGUCCUUCAAUGGCUCGACCUUCACCAAGACCAGGUCCUAGUCCAGUUGGUGGAGGGUUAGGAGCAAGUCCUCAGACUAAUGUAUCACCGCAUUAUCAUAAUGUUCCUGGACACAUUGCCAUGUCUUCAACCCGAUUCUUACCUCAACGUGCCUGGGCGGCAGCCAAUCCUACUUUAUUAACGUAUCAAGGGUUCGAUAACAUGUGUCGUCCUCACGCGCCUCUUGAGUCUCCUCCAGCUCAUCAUCACAACCCAGUUUAUGCUUCACUGUCUCAAUUAGAACGAUUUUUAGGAUGUGUUUUCAUGAGAAAGACCCUCCAACGAACCCUAGGAGCAGGAGAUGGGUUUCAAGUAAUAACAAGCAAUCCAACUCCAGGAAUUAUCCAAUUCAAAAAUGAAACUUUACAAUUCAAAAUAACUGUCCAUCCUAUUACCAUGCAGUCUCUCCAAAUCAGUAUCAUACCAUUCCCAGAACAUGAAAAUUCGUGGUUAUCAGAAGAACUGGAUAUUCUAAAACGUUUCUUCGAAAGCCGCGUCGUCUGCGCUCCUUAUAAGCCUAAUCCAUUUAUUUCUUACUCACGGCUCCUGAACGUUCCACAUCGUGUAUGCAAAGAUUGUAUACAGUUGAUGAGACUUGAAUUGUUCCCUGAUCCCAGUCUUAAAUGGACUUUACAAUGGUUGCUAACAAUAACACCGGCGCAACUUGAUCGUCCGAUCGGAAAACCUGGAAUGUCUGCUGUAUUUGUUUUCAAAGGCUCAACUGUAGUUUUCUUUUUACAAUUUACCAGAGUUAUGCAUAACCUCCCAAUGAAUGUGGAACCCCAAACCUUAGUUAUACCAUUUAUGUUUGAAAUGGAACGUAAUAUAUUACGAGUAGCUUCUGACAAAAGCACAGGAGCUCAAACUCAAACCUAUCCUGUUAUAAAUGAAAUCAAUACAAUUCUAGCCCGGUACAAUGAAUAUCAAAUGCAGUCUGGAGAGUAUUCCAUUUUCCAUGCUAUUCGGGAAAUAAUGAUGAGUGAUCUAGCAGCACAACCAGUUUAACGAACAAAGUGACCUAUCUUGUAAUAUUCCUUUUUUGACCAUUGGUUUUAAUCAAAUUUGUAUAGUCCGUGUCAAAAUUAAAACUUUGACUUUGGUGGUUUUUUCUAAAAUAUUAUCCGUGUACGAAUCUAAUCACUCUUCAUCGAUCUAAAAAAAUUUUAAUCCAUGAUAAUUAAAUAUUAGAUGAUAUUAGAAUUUUUUUAUCUCUUUUGUAUUACUCUCAAACUUUUAUGCCAUCGCAUAACCAUCAAUGUUGCGUCUUAUGACACAAACAAGAAACUGAAUUCUCGAUAUAAUUUGGAUCAAAUAAAUGUAAAUAUUUAAAUAAUAGUUGAAUAAAUCAAUUUU
Molecule: messenger RNA, 4948 nt
Organism: Tetranychus urticae (two-spotted spider mite)
Lineage: Eukaryota; Metazoa; Arthropoda; Arachnida; Trombidiformes; Tetranychidae
Gene: MED14
Product: mediator complex subunit 14
Biological process (GO): regulation of transcription by RNA polymerase II
Cellular component (GO): mediator complex; core mediator complex
Molecular function (GO): transcription coregulator activity
Source: RefSeq, a predicted model, not a curated record